This is a messenger RNA of Morus notabilis, 1137 nucleotides long. Its product is annotated as pectinesterase QRT1. The transcript has 5 exons. Gene Ontology annotation, biological process: cell wall modification. NCBI's taxonomy places the organism in Eukaryota, Viridiplantae, Streptophyta, Magnoliopsida, Rosales, Moraceae. Gene Ontology annotation, molecular function: pectinesterase activity. Bases 1 to 1080 code for a protein of 359 amino acids. The record is from RefSeq and is a predicted model, not a curated record.
AUGGAGUUGAGGAUUUCCGGUGGUCUUUUUGCUGUCGUUUUAGUGGGGUUAUUAUUUUUCCAAGUGGGAUUUUGCUCAGAAAUGUUAUCGGACAGGAAUCACAUAAGCUGGGACGACCUGAAAGUUGAUGAAAAGAAAAUGCAAGGAUUCGGUACAAAAUCAGAUAAUGUUUAUCGUGUGAUUGUUGUUGACAAGAACGGAAACGGACAUUCUCGUACGGUCCAAGGAGCCAUUGACAUGGUUCCUCAACAUAAUACAAAGAGAGUUAAGAUUUACAUUCUCCCAGGAAUUUACAGAGAGAAGAUAUUCAUACCAAGUACAAAGCCGUACAUAUCAUUGAUUGGGAACCAAAAUCAAACUUCUGAUACUGUGAUUAGUUGGAAUAAUAAGGCUUCCGAUAGAGGCAGCGAUGGAAUUGAACUUGGAACAUAUCAUUCAGCUUCUGUUGCCAUCGAAUCCGAUUAUUUUUGUGCCACUGGAAUCACUUUCGAGAACACAGUGGUGGCGGACCCAACAGGGCGUGGAAUGCAAGCAGUGGCUUUGAGAAUUGCUGGUGACAAGGCGGUUUUCUACAAAGUAAGGAUCUUGGGGACUCAAGAUACUCUCUUGGAUGACGUUGGAUCGCACUACUUUGUUCAGUCUUACAUACAAGGAAGUGUUGACUUCAUCUUUGGUAGAGCUAGAUCACUCUACGAGGAUUGUGUUCUACAGUCAACGGCUUCAUUUGGUGGGGCAAUUGCAGCGCAUCACAGAGAUCUCCCACAAGAAAACACAGGCUUCUCUUUUGUCAACUGCAUAGUUAGAGGAACUGGGGAUGUCUACUUGGGCAGAGCUUGGGGAGACUAUUCAAGAAUCAUAUAUUCAUAUUGUUACUUCGAAAAAAUCAUAACUUCCUCAGGAUGGAGUGACUGGAACCAGCCAUCCAGACAAAAGACCGUUGAAUUUGUGGAGUAUCGCUGCCGAGGAGCGGGUGCUGACAUGAGAGGUCGAGUGCCGUGGAUGAAGCCCUUCAGCUACGACCAGAUAAGGCCUUACAUAAGCACGGAAUUCAUUGACGGGCAACAAUGGCUCCGACUCUAGUUCUAAUCCCAUCAUCUUCAUUUCUUGAUUCAUGGACAUAAUUCAAUCACAAGGCUU